AUGAAUGGAUUCAGGUAUACUGAAGGUUCCAAAAUGAUUGUUAGCAUGUCUAUUUCAACGAACGAUGCUGAAUUGGUUGAACUAUUGCAUGAGAAAAUGGGGACAGAUAGUGAAAAUAUUCAAAUCGAUAUUUCUGGAAAAUAUCCAUGCUCAUUUCAAGGUAACAAUACAAGGUUCAUUGAGUUUAAAAUUGAGAAUGAUCGGUCCUUGCUACAAUUUUUCGCCAUACCUCAAAAAUUUGCGGAUAAGAUUGAUAUAAAUAUUUUGGAGAUUUAUGUAAAGACCAAGUCAACAAAUCAAAAUAAUGUAUUUCAAAUGAGUGGUCAGCAUGGUUAUCACAUGAAUUUGUUGGCUCAAAAUUAUGGAUUUGCUAUGGCCAGUCCUAGCAGGCAUGGUCAUCGAUCAUUUGAUGAAGGCUCAAGUAGUCAAAGACAUAUUAGUUGUAGCCACAGAGAAUAUGAGGCCAGAGAAGCUGAGGCCACCAUUGAUUUGUAUAAUGAUGCAAAUGCUGAAAUUAGCUCUGAAAGUUCAGAGGAUGGCAAUCCUUCAGGAGAUGAUGAAGAGAGUGAAAUAGAAAGUGAACCUGAUGAAGAUAUCGGCGAUAUUGGAGAUUUACUUCAAAAUAAUAUUGGCGUAAAUCCUCAUGAUCAAUUUGGUCAUGGUGUGUCUGAAACUCCAUGUCAUGAUAUACCCUACUUUACGACAUUGGAGAACGAGGAAGAUAUAUUUAUCUCUACACGAGAAUCUGAGAUGGGAUGUUGUUCAGUUUGGUCCAAGGAUGCCAAAAAAGACUUGGAAAAAAAAAAUAUGUAUUUUAGCAGCAAAGCAGAGUUGAAACGGGCCGUGACGAUUUGGAGUUUGUGCAAAAAUAAAGAGUUCGAGGUGGUUGGAUAUAACCUUUGGAAGAUAGGAAAGUAUGUUGAUAAUCAUAGAUGUGAGACUGAAGGGCUUACGACAAGUCAUGCCAACCUAGAUACCAAUUUGAUUGCAUCCUUGUUUCUAAACAAAAUUCGAGAAAAUCCCAAGUUGUUUGUAGUAGAUGUCAGGACUCAGGUUCACGAGAAAUUUGGUCAUCAAGUGACAUACAGGAAAGCGUGGCUUGGGCGUCAAGAUGCAUUUGAAUUGGUGUAUGGUGACUUUAAAAAAUCAUUUAGUGAACUUCCUAAAUAUUUUGCAGCUUUUCAGUACUUUAAUCAUGGAACAGCUGUGGAAUGGAAACACGUAGAGUCUAUGAGUUCACUAGAGGUAAAAACUUUCAAGUUUGUAUUUUGGGCUUUCAAGCCGAGCAUUGAUGCGUUCCACAUGUGUCGCCUAGUUAUUUUAGUAGAUGGAACUCAUAUAUAUGGAAACUAUGACAUCAAAUUAUUAAUUGUUGUUGGAAUUGACGGGAAUGAUAACAUUCUCCCUCUAGCAUUUGCUAUUGUUGACAGGGAGUCGAAAGAGGCUCUGAAAUGGUUUUUUAGGAAUCUGAGCGCACAUGUGAUAAAGGAUAGAGAAGAUAUAUGUGUGAUCUCUGAUAGGGCAAAAGGAAUUUUGACUAGUUUGUCGGAGUUGCGGUGA
Lycium barbarum (goji berry) is the source of this 1560-nucleotide messenger RNA. RefSeq lists its product as uncharacterized. Lineage: Eukaryota; Viridiplantae; Streptophyta; Magnoliopsida; Solanales; Solanaceae. The record is from RefSeq and is a predicted model, not a curated record. The transcript has 4 exons. Bases 1 to 1560 code for a protein of 519 amino acids.